Molecule: messenger RNA, 7284 nt
Organism: Peronospora matthiolae
Lineage: Eukaryota; Oomycota; Peronosporomycetes; Peronosporales; Peronosporaceae
Source: the annotation of a GenBank genome assembly
AUGCCGCAGCGAGUGAGCGCCGUGACGCUCUUGCUAAACGACGAAGCGCACGACGUGCUGCUCUGCCCCGAGACGCCAGUGAAGGAGCUCCUGCAGUGCAUCACCGCAGGCUUUUCGUCGCUCCGCUGCGACACUUUGAAGACGCCCGUGGCGCUGCAGCACGUUGCCAGUCGCGUGUUUUAUCCGCUGUCGCUGCUCUGUCGCUGUCCCGAAUUAUUUGAGGCUGACGCGUAUCUUGUGGUGACUCAAGACACGACGCAGAGACGACGGGACGAGGUACAGGAGACGAAGCCACGACGUCGGCGAGUAGGUGCUGCUACUGCUACUUCAGAGCCCGCAAGGGCGAUCGAUUUGUCGGACUUUGAGCUGUUGCAGCUCAUGAAUGUGUUUACGCAAUCAUGUCCCACUGGCGCAUUGGAUCGACGAACAUUCGAGCGGUGCUUGGAAAAGAUCCUGUCGCAGUCGGGACGCUACGAUCCCCAGGCGCGCGACAUGUUUACGCGACUCUUUUGUCUCUUUGCUGCGUUGCAGAGUCCACCUGAUGAGGUGGAGGUCGUGGACGUGGUGGAAUUUUUAGGCGCCGCGUCGGUUUUUGCAGCCGGAGAAAUUGAUGAGAAGAUUCAACUGACGUUUGAGCUCUACGAUAUGGACAAGGACGGAUUUUUGACGAAGCCAGAGAUGACCAAGUACCUGACGGCAGUUUUCCAGGUAAUGAGCCAUGUGUCGCCAGAGCUGUUCCAACAGAACGACGUGGAUCCAGAAAACUUGGCCAUUGUGACGACAAACCAGUGCUUUGCUGAGUCCACAUUGAAUCGCGAGGAAAAGUUGUCGUACGGAGCAUUUCGAACAUGGUACUUGAAGCCUGGACCUACACAGCUCGCUGCUGCUAAGUGCGCCAACAACGGAGCCAGCAAGAAUCGCGCGGCUGGUUUUCAGCCGCGAAGAGGUGUGGAUCUAAUGACUCUGCGCGAGACCACAGGUCUGUCGGCACUCAGUGCAUCUGAUCUUUUUUCACUCGUCAGUGCAUCAUCAACUCGAUCGGAGGAUGGCACAAAGACAGUACUUACGCGUACCGAUUUGAAGAAGUGUUUUUCUACCAUUAUCGAUAAACUAGAUCAGGAGACCAUCCGUGAGGUCGACGAGUUCCUGGAUAGGCUUUUUAAUGUGUUCGAUGAGAACGCACGCGGGUUUGUCGACUACGUCCAGCUAAGCAGUGGGCUGUCGGUGCUCAGCGGGGGCUCGAACGAAGAGAAGGUGAUGGCAGCUUUUCUACUUUUUGACACCGAUGGCGACGGGUGCAUCACGCAGCACGAGAUGGAAGUGUAUCUAACGUCAGUAUUUCGGGUUAUGUACGAGGUCCCGACUGCUGUAACGCAAACAAUUGGGAUCGAUGCAAAGUCUCUUGCGCGCUACACAGCGAUGCAAGCCUUUGAGAAAUUAGACAUGAAUCGUGAUGGGAAGUUGUCACUGGAUGAAUUUCGUUUGUGGUUCUGGACACAUGGGCAACACCACCAACAGCGCCCGACGAGUUCACCACCAAAGUCUCAACAUCGGUCGGUGGUGCAUGAUAGCUCUGGGGUCGGAACAGCUAGUUUUGUCGCGUCUAUCACAGGUUUGUGCGACCGAGCUCCCAGCGACGUGUUUGAAGUUAUUGCUGCCAAGGUAAAUGAAGAUGGUGUCUUGUCGCGCGAAGCGUUUUUUUCAAUUGUUGAUGAACUUGUCGAGGAACAUGCAGCGAGAGUCAAGCACAAGCUCAGUGCUGAGGAGAAAAACCAGCUGCAGCGGAUUAUCGAGACUGUCUUUGAUGACUUCGAUACCGACCACGACGGUUUUGUUGACUUCUGCGAAUUAUCCAGCGGCAUCUCGGUGUUAUGCAGCGGAUCGCAAGAAGAGAAAAUUAAGUCUGCGUUUACUCUUUUCGAUGUCAAUGAUGACGGAUGUAUAUCGCGGGAUGAAAUGGAAACAUACCUGGCGUCUGUGUAUCGGAUAGUAUUUGUGAUGUCACCCGCCAUAUUGAGGCAGCUUGAUGGCAUUUCUCCAGAAGAGCUUGCACGAAUUACUACAGUCGACGCAUUCAAACUUGCUGACGCAAAUGAGGAAGGUAAUCUGAGCUUUGAAGAAUUUACGAAAUGGUAUAGCACUCAGAGCACGUCUUUGAUACCUUUGCAUCCGGACGAAGAAGCCACGCCUUUCGCCAUCAACGACGCUCUCCCACUUCUUCACGUUUCUUUAGUAUGUUCAAGAGGAGUGCUGAAUGAAAUGAAGGAACUGACUAACCUUGGCACGUACGACGGAAACGAUGUUUUUGAGUUAUUCCAAGCUUCUGCUGACCAAGAGGGCAACACGUCGCGGCCAGUUUUCCUUCGUUGCUUCAACAAACUGCUAGCAAAAGACUGGCAAAUCAGUCGAGAUAAACAAGUUAAGACACAACAGCUUCUUGAAGAAAUUUUCGAGCUCUUUGACGUCUACAAGAAUGGACUUGUCGAUGUCCAGGAGCUUGGCGCUGGACUGUCAAUUCUUUGUGGUGGGAGUCGAGCAGACAAAACUAAUGCUAUGUUCACGCUGUACGACGUCAACCACGACGGCUACGUAUCCCCAGACGAAAUGACGUCGUACCUGACGUCAGUCUUCAAGAUAAUGUUCAAAGCAUCCCCGGAGCUCUUACUAAAGACAGGAAUGGUGCCGGAUCAGCUCGCAAGAAUGACAACGAGGGAAUGCUUUGGAGCAUUUAACCACAACCGUGAUGGGCGAUUGAGUUUCGAUGAGUUUAGGGUUUGGUUCGAACAGCAAAACCUGCAUGUUUAUCAUCAGCCAGAACAUGUUUUAAACGGCAGCAGCAAUGCAUUUCUUAAGCGACGUGUUCAGUCGCCUACGUUGAGCUCAUGCGAUCAUUCUACAACCAGUGUAAUUCCGAUUGAAAUUGCGCAGAAGCUGUCCGGCCUAGGGGGCAUGUCUUUGGACGACGUGUCCAAGAUUUUUGCCUCGGCCACUGGCGGCGGCAGGCGAAUCUCGCGACGCAUAUUUGAUGAGUGUUUCUACAUGCGCAUCUGCAGCACGCACAUGCCGAUGCUAUCCGCAGGUGACAAUACUCGAUUACAUGAAGUGAUGGAUCGAAUCUUUUUGUCGUUUGACGUCGAGCAAAGAGAAAUCAUUGACUACAACGAGCUUAUGAGUGGCCUGUCCAUUCUCUGUAAAGCGUCCAAUCGGGUCGAAAAAGUGUUGGCUGCAUUUAAGCUCUACGACACAAACGGAGACGGCGCGAUAUCAAAAGAUGAAAUGAUCCAUUACCUCAGGUCGGUCUUCAAGUUGCUCUAUGGUCUUGACCCGACACGUCGUCAGCUGCUUGUUAUUCCAGCCGAUGCUUUGGCAGCGGCGACAGUUGGCCACAUAUUUGAUGUCGCCGAUGUGGAUCACGAUGGAAAACUUAGCUUUGAAGAGUUCCAAAAGUGGUAUGUAAAGCCGGAACAGGUAUCUUUUACUGAAAUCGUGGCUCCUCUUGAUUUACACAAUGUGCGGCAGCUGACUAAUCUUGGCAAUCUCGACGUUGGUGAAGUAUUUGAACGUUUUGCGGAGCACGCAAACGAAGACGGGAUGCUUAAUCGGAUACCAUUCGACAAGUGUUUUUCCGAAAUAAUUGAGAUGGCUCACUCACGGACUCAGAUCGAGAAGUUGCGUGCAAAGAUGGUAGCAAAUCGUCUAUAUGACGUGUUUGAUCGCGACGAGAAUGGACAGAUUGACUUUAGUGAGCUGGCUAGUGGUCUUUCCGUUCUUUGCAAAGGAGAGCAGGAUGCUAGAGUUAAGGCUGCGUUUCGCUUGUAUGAUUUUAACGCUGACGGAUUUAUCUCGAAGGCGGAUACAAAACGUUUUUUCACGUCUAUCUUUAGGGUGAUGUACGAAGUGCAGCCAGAAAUGCGGCAAGAAACUGGAAUGUCGGCUGAGGAACUUGGCUCGGUAACGGCCGAACAGGCGUUCAAAGAAGCAGACUCCGACAAUGACGGCAGACUUAGGUACGACGAAUUUCUGAUCUGGUACACUUCUCAUGCAAAAGCUGGGAUCAGUAGUUCUGCAGCGAAAGGUGCUGUUGCAAAAAAUCCUUUAGUUCGUUGGAUGCCGCUGAAUGAAAUGAGACGGCUUACAAAUUUUGCUCAAUACGAGCCUGACGAGAUAUUUGAAAUCUUUGCCGAAGAAGUGGAUAAAAACGGAUUGUUAUCGCGAGAUGCUUUUAGCAGGAGCUUUCGUAAAGUGUUUGAUGGACGGUCGUCUCAAACGGAGAGGGAGUCCGAGCCUGAAAAGCAGGAGGAGCUGCAAGAGAUAGUGAACAGCCUCUUCAGCCUGUUUGAUCAUUCUAAGAACGGGGCUGUAGACUUUGGAGAGGUUGCAAGCGGGUUGUCUGUGUUAUGUGGCGGAACGAAUGAUCAAAAAGUGGAGGCAGCUUUUUCCCUGUUUGACUAUAAUGGUGAUGGAUUCAUAUCACUGGAAGAGAUGACGCGGUACCUCACGUCAGUCUUCCGGGUACUGUUCCAAGUAGCAUCGGAUGCUCAAUCCCUUGGUGUCACUCCUGAUGAACUGGGACGAGUCACAGCCCAGCAGGCUUUUGCGGAGGCUGAUCAAGAUCAUGACGGACGAUUGACACUGAAAGAGUUUCAGAGUUGGUAUCAGCAGCCCGGGGGGAUCGGCGAAGUUGCUAAAAACGGAGAACAAUUAUUUAGCCUGACUGACGCUCAGCGGCAAACAGCUCCGCAAGACAUUUUGUCGAUAGAGGUGUUUGAAAUUCUUGCUGGCUACGCCGAUGAACAGGGCUACGUAUCGCGAGAGGCGGUUGACGAGUGGUUCCGAACGUGCAUCACAACCAACCAAGGUAUGAAUCCAGAAGAGCGCCAGCGAAUGACUUUCAUUCUUGACCGCCUUUUUGGACUCUUCGACAUUGACAAGAACGCUAUGGUGAACUACAGUGAGAUUUCGGUUGGACUGUCAGUAUUGUGUGGCUGGUCUUCCGAGGAAAAGAUUUGUUCUGCAUUCGCAUUGUAUGAUUACAACGCCGAUGGGUACGUCUCGAUGGAAGAAUUGGUGCGGCAUCUUGCUUCUGUCUUUAGGGUGUCAAUGAGGGCUUCGCCUACUAUAUUGCAGCACUUCGAUUGCAAGUCCCCAGAGGAGCUGGGCGAACGUACCGCUCGACAGGCGUUUGAAGAGGCUGAAUUGGACUAUGACAGCCGUCUAAGUUUUCCUGAGUUCCGUAGAUGGUACGCUCAAUCAAGCGCUGCGGCAAUGGAUUGUCUCAUUCAACAUAACAUCCCCGAUUGGCUGUUGCUGUGUGAGAUACAACACUUGAUGAAAUUAAGCUCGCUCUCGGCGCAGCAGAUGGUAAGUACGUUUGCUAAUUUUGUGCCCGCAGAUGGCACCAUGGAUAAGGAAAUGUUCAGACAGGCUUUUAAACACUUUCGAAUCGGGUAUGCGACUGAUGAGGAAACAGAAAGGCUGCAACUGUUGGCGGACCGAAUAUUUGCUCACUUCGAUAAAGACAAUGAUGGGUUUGUUGAUGCUAGCGAAUUGACUAGCAGGCUGUCAGUACUUUGCGGCGAAAGCUGGACGGACAAGCUUCGCACUGCGUUUAGCUUGUGUGACACAAACUCCGACGGACGCAUAUCGCUGGGUGAAAUGCGUUUUUAUCUCGCUUUGGUCUUUAGAGUACUUUUCGAGGUGAAGCUGGACAAGGAGACACAAACGGGCGUGACGCCUGAGGAAUUGGGCGAAAUUACAGCAGAACAGGUUUUCGCUAAAGCAGACCUCGAUAGGGAUGGUAGUCUUAACUUCGUCGAAUUCAGCCAAUGGAUGGUCCAGCACCAGGUACCGGAUACAGUAAGCUUAGACGUCGUAAAAGCGAUGACAAAUCUGGAAAAGUUUACGGCAGAUGAAGUGUUCGAAAUUCUUGCAAAAUGUUGCUCAGACGAUGGAACGCUAUCGCGUGAGGUUUUCGAGGAGUGUUUUGAGCAGCUUGUGGACGAGCAGUACAAAACUGAUGAGACUAGCCUAGCGCGCUUGCGACUUGCCCUCAACAGAUUAUUUGUCAUUUUCGACGAAGGCAACAACGGCAGUGUCAACUUCUGCGAAUUGGGCAGCGGUCUGUCAGUUCUUUGCGGUGGCUCACGGGAGGAAAAGACGAGGGCUGCGUUUUCACUUCUCAGUCCUGAUCACGAUGGUUUUGUUUCACUGGACGAAAUGGUACGCUACCUGGUGAGUGUUUUUAAGGUACUAUACGAGACCAGCCCCGGGACGUAUGAAAAGGUUGGUGUUCAACCGGACGAGAUGGCCAUGAUCACUGCUACGCAGUGCUUUUCGGAAGCGAAUCUUAACGAAACCGGUAAAGUGAGUUUUGACGAUUUUGUAGCUUGGUACUCUACAAUGCCCAGAUUCGAAGCGUCUGUAGCAGGCAUGGGUACCAGUUUUCUUGCCGGACUACAUAACGAUCGACAAUGGACGAACGGUGAAAUUUGCGUGAGGCAUGAUGGUGACGAUUUAACUUCACCUCAAACUGGUAAAGACGGCAGCUUUCACAAUAGAUCGCCGCCCGAGUCCCCGAUAGACACGGUGCUGGGAACCGGUAAAGAGCCUCACUCGAGCAACGUUAGUACCGCACUUGCUAACUUCCCGUCCAAUAAGAUCUGCGGCAUGACGGGAUCGAACGGCGAUGCGCUCCUAUCCCCCAACUCAGCGUCUGCGCUGAACAUGAAUAGCUCAGAUAUGGAGCACGUCCGACAGCUUUUGAAGUUGGACACGUAUGAGGUCAAUGACGUGCUUGAAAUAUUCGCUGAAGCCUCACCAUCUGGUGAGCUACCGUUCGUAGCGUUCAAGAAGUGUUUCGAUCAGAUCAUUCGACUGGCAGGAGGACACAAUUCCCCGGAAGAACGCCAUGAAGCUGAUGCGAUGGUUCAUCGACUCUUUCGCGUGUUUGAUUCCGACAAUAACAACACUGUCGAUUUCGGCGUGCUCGCUAGCGGGCUCUCGGUGUUAUCAGGAUCCAGCAUGGAUGAAAAGGUUCGAGCAGCGUUCCAACUGCACGAUAUCAGUGGAAACGGGUAUAUCACACAGGAAGAAAUGUCCAACUACUUGACGUCAAUUUUCAAAGUGAUGUAUGAGACAACUGAUAGCACGAAGACCAAGAUGGGCGUAUCACCUGAAGAACUCGCUCGUGCAACAGCCAAGCAAUGCUUUGUGGAGGCGAGUCUUAGUGGAGACAACAAGCUCAGUUUUGAAGAGUUCAAGAAGUGGUGCACUUCAGGUCUUUAA